Molecule: messenger RNA, 1173 nt
Organism: Ostertagia ostertagi
Lineage: Eukaryota; Metazoa; Nematoda; Chromadorea; Rhabditida; Trichostrongylidae
Source: the annotation of a GenBank genome assembly
AUGGUUAAGGCCGAUGGCUCAGAUUGUGGCGUAUAUUUGGAUGUCACUGUGAUGUGGAAGCUUGGGCUCAGCCCAACAACAUCCAAAAAGACUCCUUCCAACGCAGAAACUCAGAAAGCACCAUCGAAGGAGGAGAAACCACCGGAACCUCGUCCAGCUGUGCCGUCGCAGAUUUCAGUGGACAACAUCCGAUCAGCCAGUUCUUCGCUAGAAGACGACUAUUCACCAGUUUCCGUCGUCAGCCCAAAAAUACCAUCAGUUGCGGAAAGCAUCGAAAGGGAAGGCGCUGUUUCGGAGCGAGAAGAACGUCUCGCGCGGGCCCAGAUGAAGCGGAUGGAGAAGGAGAAAGCCAGAGAUGAGAUCAGGAGUCUUCUCGGAGACCUUCCUCCAAUCGCCAAGCCGCGAUUGACAAAGGCGCCGUCAGAAUUCUCGAGUUUCCCGCUGUUCAGAGAUCAGGCAAAGCAAGGAAGUCAGCGAUCGAACAGUAGCACAGAAAGCGCCAAAAGUGACGAUACCACAGUUGAGCGACACAGAAGCGUCGUGUUCACAGAUCCGCUGCAUAGAUCAAUUCCUCGUGAUAUGAGAAAAGUUUCAGCCAGCGAGGCGUCCUCAGCUUCAUCUCCUCCUCCAAAACCAGCUGUUCGGCUUCCUGUCAGCGGGGGAAGAAGCGCUAUACGAACCAGACAAGAAGUUCGACAGGAAGAGGACGCAUCCGACUCAGACGAGAACCGAACAGUGUCGAUUUUUAUUGAUCGGAUCUACAUUCCUGAAUUUUCUCGCCUUCUUCAUCCCAGUUACGACAAUGUGAAAGUAUACGUUGAUUGGUUCUUCUUGGACUACCCACUUGAAGAAUCGAGAACUCCGGUGGCGAUUCCUCUUCCGCGGAUUCCGGAUUCACCUGGACUAUUUGUGUAUAAGAAAGAGUUUCACCUGUCACGACGGAGGGUUGCAUUACUCGACCAAUGGUUAGAGCUUGGUAAUCGUUUGGAUUUCACGCUGGUAACAGAAGGAGAUGACAGUGAAGAACUAGCCGUAGCACAACUUGAACUCAGCCGAACCGCUACCGAUGAAACGACGACAAUCCAGUUUCUGGACAUCAACGGCGAGCACUACGCCGAUUUGGAUCUCGUCAUCUCUUACUCACCACAGAUUUUCGAUUGUUUACGAGGUUGA